AAACCUUUUUCUUUUUGUUUUUCUAAUGAUUACUAACGAAUUAAUAAGCUGCACCUCGUAGGUAGUCUCAUUAAUUAUAUAAACCUUGAUCCCACACUAGCUCCAAAACUCAAAUCCAAAAAAAAAGAAAAAGAUGGCAAAGCUUGGCCGUCCUCACCAUCAUAUCCACCCCAUCUUCAUCUUCAUCAUCCUAAUAAUCCCGACCUUCGUCAAUGGCGCCAAUCAAAACCCUCGGCCGCCUUUCAAGAAGGUUUACGCCUUCGGCGACUCGUACACCGACACCGGCAACACCCACUCCGACAGCGGCCCCAGCGGGUUUAUGUUCGUCUCCCACCUUCCCUACGGCCGCACAUUCUUCCACCGCCCCACCAACCGCUACUCCGACGGCCGCCUCGUGAUCGACUUGGCGCGGGCCUUGUCCCUCCCCCUCUUGCCGCCUUACCUGGGCGUGAAGUCGGCGGCGCCGUCGGGGAGCGUGAACUUCGCCGUUGCGGGGUCCACGGCCAUUGUUCACAGCUUCUUCGCGAAGAACAACAUGACGCUCAACAUCACGCCGCAGUCGAUCUCGACGCAGCUGGGUUGGUUCGAGAAGAUGGCUGCAAGAUUUGGGUGCAGAGACAAGAGCAGCACUCCCAAGGAAUGUGAGGCCGUUUUCAAUGAGGCGUUGAUUUGGGUUGGUGAAAUUGGGGCCAAUGAUUACGCUUACAGUUUUGGAUCUUCUGUUACGCCUCAAACUAUUCAGCGACUCUCCAUCAAUAGCGUCACUGCUUUUCUCCAGGCGUUGAUGAAGAAGGGUGCCAAGUAUGUUGUUGUUCAAGGCCUGCCGCCAACGGGCUGCCUAACGCUGUCGAUGUACUUAGCCCCGUCCGACGACAGGGACGGCGUCGGCUGCGUGGGGAGCGCCAACAACCUAACCAACACUCACAACACAAUCCUCAAAUCAAAAAUCAAUGCCUUGAGGAAACAGUACCCUCAAGCACUCAUCGUCUACCUAGACUAUUACAACGCCUAUCUGAGCGUCAUCAAGAACGCGAGGAGCCGCGGAUUCAACGAGCUUUACAAGGUCUGCUGUGGACACGGCGGUGGAACCUACAACUUCGACUAUCUCAACGCCUGUGGCUCGCCUUCCUCCACCUCCUGCGCCCAUCCUUCUAGCUAUAUCAACUGGGACGGAGUUCAUCUCACUGAGGCCAUGAACAGGGCCAUGGCCGAUGCGUUUCUCAAUGGGACUUAUGCUCAGCCGCCCUUCAGUUCUCUCUUGAGCAAGAAGCAGCACCCAUCAGGAUGAAAAGCCUUUUAUGCAGUUUGCAUAUGCGUUUCUUUUCUCUCGUCUUUAAUUAUUUUGGUGAAAUUAAUUAGUUGCUGCGUAAUAGUAGAUCAACUGAGAUGUUUGCAUGCUUGCUGAUGAUCAAUCAACAAAUUAUUCUACUUCAA
This is a messenger RNA of Salvia miltiorrhiza (redroot sage), 1434 nucleotides long. Its product is annotated as GDSL esterase/lipase At3g48460-like. The record is from RefSeq and is a predicted model, not a curated record. Gene Ontology annotation, molecular function: hydrolase activity, acting on ester bonds. Lineage: Eukaryota; Viridiplantae; Streptophyta; Magnoliopsida; Lamiales; Lamiaceae.